Tripterygium wilfordii is the source of this 2510-nucleotide messenger RNA. Its product is annotated as ATP-dependent DNA helicase Q-like 3. Lineage: Eukaryota; Viridiplantae; Streptophyta; Magnoliopsida; Celastrales; Celastraceae. Gene Ontology annotation, biological process: double-strand break repair via homologous recombination. The record is from RefSeq and is a predicted model, not a curated record. Gene Ontology annotation, molecular function: 3'-5' DNA helicase activity; four-way junction helicase activity; nucleic acid binding. Gene Ontology annotation, cellular component: cytoplasm; chromosome. The transcript has 20 exons. The coding region runs from base 139 to 2331 and encodes 730 amino acids.
CCACACGGCGUCGUUUGAGCUCUCUCCAGACCUACUUUUUUUUUUUUUUCUUUUUUUUAAUACGAGUUCCCAUUCUCGAGCGAUUCUGCAAAAACAACAGAAGCAGGAUCUUGUUUCAAUCUCAAGCACGAUUUCACGAUGAAGAAAUCGCCAUUGCUGCCGCUUCAAGACGUAUGCGGAGGCACUGAGAGGAAGCAGAAGACAAUUGGGAAGGAGGCGCUGGUGAAGCUUUUGAGAUGGCAUUUCGGUCACGCCGAAUUCAGGGGGAAGCAACUGGACGCCAUUCAAGCUGUUUUAUCUGGGAGGGAUUGUUUCUGUUUGAUGCCGACUGGAGGAGGGAAGUCAAUGUGUUAUCAGAUACCUGCUCUGGCUAAACCUGGAAUUGUUCUUGUUGUUUCUCCUUUAAUAGCUCUAAUGGAAAACCAGGUGAUGGCACUGAAGGAGAAGGGGAUUGCUGCAGAAUAUCUCUCUUCAACACAGACAUCGUAUGUCAAAGACAAAAUUCAUGAAGACCUUGACUCCGGAAAGCCAUCCGUAAGGUUGCUUUAUGUAACACCAGAACUUAUUGCAACGCUGGGAUUUAUGUCAAAGUUGAUGAAGAUUCAUGCCAGAGGGCAUCUUAAUCUCAUUGCCGUAGAUGAGGCACAUUGCAUCUCUACAUGGGGCCACGAUUUCAGGCCUAGCUAUAGCAAGCUUUCAUCAUUGAGGACCCGUCUCUCAGAUGUUCCAAUAUUAGCUUUGACAGCUACAGCUGUUCCUAAAGUUCAGAAGGAUGUCAUUGAAUCCUUAAGCUUGCAAAAUCCUUUGGUCCUGAAAUCUUCUUUUAACCGUUCAAAUAUAUUUUAUGAAGUUCGGUACAAAGAUCUUCUGGAUGAUGUCUAUUCUGAUUUGUCUAAUGUGCUAAAAUCUAGAGGAGAUGUCUGUGGAAUUGUUUAUUGCCUUGAGCGUACAGCUUGUGAUGACUUGUCUGUUCAUCUCUGCAAGAAUGGCAUCUCUUGUGCUGCUUAUCAUGCAGGGUUAAAUAAUAAACUGAGGAGCUCUGUGUUAGAUGAUUGGAUGUCUUCCAAGAUACAAGUUGUUGUAGCGACUGUAGCUUUUGGGAUGGGUAUAGACAGAAAGGAUGUCAGAAUUGUUUGUCACUUUAAUAUUCCGAAGUCAAUGGAAGCUUUCUACCAAGAGUCAGGUAGAGCUGGUCGUGAUCAGUUGCCCUCUAGAAGUCUGUUGUACUAUGGAGUUGAUGAUCGCAAAAGAAUGGAAUUUAUUCUGAGAAACUCUGGAAGCAAGAAGUCACAGUCCUCAAUUUCACAGGAAGGACUUCAGAAGAAGUCCCUAUCGGAUUUCAAUCAGAUGGUUGAGUAUUCUGAAGGUUCUGGAUGCCGUAGGAAAAAAAUCCUCGAGAGUUUCGGGGAAGAGGUACCUGCAUCACUAUGUAAAAGUUCUUGUGAUGCCUGCAAACAUCCAAACCUAGUUGCCAAGUAUCUAGAGGAGCUUACAACUACUUGUGCUCUUCGCCAAACAAAUGGUUUUACUCGAGUUUUUAUGAGCAGCCCAUCCAUUACUGAUGAAGGACAAUACUCUGAAUUCUGGAAUCGUGAUGAUGAAGCCAGUGGUUCUGAGGAAGAUAUUUCUGACUCUGAUGAUGGUAUCGAGGUCACCAGGACACCGGAGUGGUCUAAACUAUCAAAGAAAUCAGGACUGAAUCAGAAGAUCGAGUUCUUGCAGCGUGCUGAAGAAAAUUAUUUUAGGAAUGAAAACCCUGUUAGACAGGUCAAUAAAAGCACCAAGAAUGCCAUAUCUGAAACCAUGAGAGAAGCAAGCAAGCAGCGGCUACUGAAUGCUUUGAAGCAGGCCCAGCAACGCCUUGAUAACUUCAAGAUAGGAUUUGAGACAUCAUCCAGUUUCCUAGAAAAUGAGUGCUACAAGAAAUAUGGGAAGAGUGGUAAGUCAUUCUAUUAUUCGCAAGUGGCGAGUACAGUAAGAUGGCUAUCUACUGCAAAUUCCGAUGAGUUAAAAAACCGGCUCCGCGGUAGUCAUACUUCACCUUCGGAGAACACAAGUUCGAAACAAGAAUCUCCUGCAGUGAUAUCACCUUUGACUGAGGAGGAAAAACAAGUAGCUAAUGAUCAUCAUCGUGAUACCAUUAGACAUGAAAUUUCCAUUGAUGCAUCUCCAGUGAGAGUUACUUCACCUGAGACAAGGCUGCCACCAAUUUUGUCUUUCUCAGAGUUUGUUAACGGUAGGAAGCCAAAGGAUGACCAACCAAAUGCACCACAAAAGGAGUCAGGAAAGGGACUCGAGAAGCCUAAUGAAAAGAGGAUGAGGCUGCAUUAGGUGUUGAACUCUGCAUGAGAGGCAAUUUUUCAGAACGUUGUUGUAGAUCAAUAGUUGCAUAGUUUUCCUUGUUUCUUAUUACAUAUUGCGAAGUAAAUCUAUGGUUUAUGGGGACCCAUUUCUCCUCGAGAACAAGAAAUAUGAUCUAAUACAUGUUGAAGCUUGCCCUUCAUUGACAA